GCAGCUGUCAAAAUUUGGCGCCAAAGUUUAUUAUUAAAGUGUAAAUAAAUUGUGUUUUGCUCUUUGGUGUUGAAGCUAAAUGCUUCAUUUGAAUACUUUUAUCUUUACAAUUCUUCCUUUCGAUUGCUCAUUUAACAAUAUCCUAAUCGUUUGCAAAACAUAUUUUUAUCAAGGGGCACCUUGGAAGUCCCAAAAUGAAUAUAAUUCAUGAACCUCUACGAUAUGCCCACGAAGAAGGACACACGGACGUUUGUUAUUCAGUCGAUGGACAGAAUUUUAUAACAUGUGGAUCAGACGGUGAUAUCCGAAUAUGGUCAGUAGACGAGGGCGAAGACCCACAUCAUACUUGCAUAGGAGAAUGGGCAUUGAGUGUUCGUCAAAAGGGUGAUAAGAUUUACGUAUCAACUGGUAGCAAUGAAAUUCAAAUAUUGAGCCUUCCUGAAGGAGAACGAGAUGGGGUACUUACUAGAGCUACAGAUCCUUUUAAUCAGAUUGCACUUUGUAAAAAUAAGAAUUUUGCAGCUUUGGCUGGUGAAGGAAUGGAAGUGAGCAUAAUGGAUUUAGAAACAAACACACUAAAAACAUCUUUCAAAGAGCUUGGAGGUCCUUGUUUGAGUGUGGCAAUAUGUCCAAAUGCUGUUAAAGUAGCCGCUUCUACAGGAGAUGGCAAAUUGCAUAUCUGGGACAUUGAAUCUAGCAUGUUACUUAAAGAACUGACAUGUUUUAGUAAAGUUAAUAGUUUUGCUAAUGCUAAAAAUCUUUGUCGUCUAGAAUUUGAUCCAAAAGAUGGUUCAACUUUAGCCUACCCAGAGAAAAACACUAUAAAACUAUUAAACACAAAAAAUUGGGCAGAAGAAACAUUAAAUUGUAACGAAAUCACUGCUGACUUUUCAAUUUUAAAUUACUCUUCUUGCGGAAAAUAUUUAGCAGCCGCUAGUGUAGAAGGGGAUUUUGUUAUUUGGGAAACUGGAAAUAAAAAUGUCUUUAAAGUAACUAAACAUGAAAGUUCUAAGGCUAUUUGUGGACUUAUGUGGAAUCCUACAGGAAAUGGAGAAAUUGUUUAUACGGAUAUAGAGGGUCAAUUGAGUAUUAUGUCACAUUGUGCAAGACUGCAGAGGGUAGAUGUAGAAAAAAAAGAUGCAAUCGUUGAUGAGCAUGGAUUUGAAGAAAAUGAAGUUGAUUUUGGUGAUAUGAUUGAGGAUAAUGAAAUUGAUUCAGUUGUGAGGGAUCUUGAUCGGCCUACUAGUGAGUUGGAGUUUAAAGGCUCAAGUAGCAAAAGUUCCUCAAGGGCCAGUAGCCCCUCAAGACCGCGCACACCUGAAAUUCCUCUACAAGCCUCAUUCAUGCCAACUUCUUCACCAGAUCACUUAGAUCCUAGAUAUCUUUGUUGGAACGAUAUUGGAAUAGUAAAAAGCUACGGCGGCAAUAACGCUGGGGAUGAUGUUGGUUCAAAAAGCAUUGAAGUUGAAUUCCACGAUACCAGUUUUCACAAUAGCAUGAUGUUGCAGAAUUUUCAAGAAUAUACUAUGGGGUCCAUUGGCAAAGGGGCCUUGGUGGUUGCCAAUUCAAGUCAAAUUAUGGUUAUACCUUUAGCAGUAGGCAACAAAGAAUGGUCCUUAAAAGUUGAAGAAUAUGAAGACAUUAUUUUAGUAGCAGCCUCAGAAAACUUGGUAUGUUUUGCAACCACUAACUACCUAGUAAGAGUUUGUUCAAUUUUUGGAACUCAAAGGGCGAUGGUAUCAGUUCCUGGCCCUUUAGUCUGUAUGUCUGCAUUUAAAAAUGUUUUAAUGGUUGCUUAUCAUGCUGGAGGAAUCAGAAAUGGGGAUCAGUGUAUUAAUGUGAAACUGUUCAAGUUUGAAGGAUUAAAUGUGGAAUGUCUGGAGUUGGGAUCUGCCUUAGGGCCGGAAUCAACUUUAUAUUGGUUAGGGUUUUCUGAUGUCGGCACACCUGGCAUGAUGGAUUCAUUGGGUAUGCUAAGUCUGUUCCCUCCUAAGUGUAAUACUUGGAUACCAUACUGUGAUACUACUAAACAUCGUAAAAAUCCAGGCGAUGCAUUUUUCGUAACAACAGUUUUUGAAUCCUAUCAAGCAAUAGGCGGUAUCCGCUGUAAAGGUACCAUUUAUCCAAGUUUCAUUCCACGCCCCACAGUUUGUGAACUACCAAUCAAUGCACCAUUUGCUGAAAGCAGUACUGACAAAACCCAAAUGGAAAUGGACAUGUUCAGUUGGUCCAAUUUGAAUAUUAUGGAUACUGAUAGGAAGUAUAAAGAAACUGCUUUGAAGAUAUUUGCUUUGGCAUGUAAAAAUGACUUGGACCAACGUGCGUUUGAGUUUAUGCAAAUUAUAAGCAACCAGCAAAUAUUAAAUUUAGGUCUCAAAUAUACAACAAAACUGAAUAAGAAACGUUUAGCGGACAAGUUAAUAGAGCUAGCUUCAAGAUUGCAAGAAGAUGGUCAAGAAGAGGAAGAACCUUCUAGGACGUUUCAUAGUGGUGCUGCUGCAACAGAAAUAUCUACUCCUGAAGUAGUAAUCAAACCGAAACCUAUGAAAUUCAGACUUUCAAAAUCAACUCAUAAAAUUAGCACACCCCUAAGGAAACAAGAGACUGAAACAACUGAGGAAACCACAAAUCAAAGCACCAAUGAAAAUAAUUUAUCUGCUAUUAAUACACAGGAAUCUCUGUUUUCCGAAGCUCAAUCUUUCACAGAAGAACCGAGCCAACCAAAGAACCCGUUCCUAAAAAAGCCAGAAAUCAAACCCAAUGAAGAUUUAAAUGCCACUCCUGAUACUACUCUGAGUUGGUUAUCUGGCAAUCCGUUUUUGAAAAAAGCCAAAAAGCCUAGCCAAGCUAGUCCAUUAAGUUUAACUGAUAAAUUUGCUGGUGUGGAUUACAACAAACCAGAAACCAAACAGCAAAAUGUUGUAGAGGCUGCCGAAAAGAGAAAACUUUCCCCUGCUGCUGAAAAACCAAUAGAAAAACAGCGGAAGCUGGAUAAAUUCAUGUUCUCAAAAAGAUAACCAGUUUUGUAUUUAUUAUUCAAUUAUUAAAAGCCUAUUGACUUAGGUAGGUAUUUAAUUAUUUUUGUUGUGUGUAAAACUUUUAAAGAAAACCAUUUAUAAAAAUUCAAAUUUUUAAAAAAUUUCUAAAAUGUGUGUAGAUCAUAACGAAACAUCAUCUAAUCAAUUAAUGAAAAGAAAAACAAUUAAAAUGACUCGCCCUUGUCGGCUA
Molecule: messenger RNA, 3228 nt
Organism: Ceutorhynchus assimilis (cabbage seed weevil)
Lineage: Eukaryota; Metazoa; Arthropoda; Insecta; Coleoptera; Curculionidae
Source: the annotation of a GenBank genome assembly